Cylicocyclus nassatus is the source of this 1695-nucleotide messenger RNA. The record is from the annotation of a GenBank genome assembly. NCBI's taxonomy places the organism in Eukaryota, Metazoa, Nematoda, Chromadorea, Rhabditida, Strongylidae.
AUGUCUUUCAACAAUGAUUCGCCUACACUCUCCUCUCCAAAUGGAUUUCUUCCUGCAGAGACUCCUUAUUAUGUAAGGCAACCGACUUCAAAUCAAGAACUCUAUGCGACACAGCCGAUAAUUCAACAAUAUCCGCAUGGCACUGUUCAAAACGAGUACUACGUACAGUCUCUGCCUGCCCAAUCACUGCCGCCCUCCACAAACAGAGAGCAGGCACCCGCUCCACAAAUUCAACAGCAGCAACUAACACAGCAGGAAGAAGUGCCACCGGCUUCCAUUACCUCCACAAUUCGUAGAUCAGCAUCUUUAUUCAGGGGAGUUAGAGAUGUAAGUCAAAAGGGUAUACACAAAGUGAUCGUUUACGAAAUUCCCGGUGGAACCCGAUCUUACAUCUUCAUGUUCAAACGCAAGACUUCACAGCCAAACGUUGCAACGUACCAAUGUGGCCAAUGCAAAAAAGCGAACACCUACACCGCGAUUACGGUGAUUGGAGAUGACUUCAUGGAAGACCCGACGAUGCUGGCUCACGCAUGUAUACCUGUCGAGAAAACGAAGGACAAAGCUGACAGGCUUUCGUACAAGUGCUUGCAAGAAGUACGUGACGAUCAAGAGGCUGUUCUACAGCCGACAAUAAACUAUUGGCUCAAGGUUCUGGAUGACAUCGAAAGGUCGAAUCAUGGAGAUGCCGUGUUGGCACAUUAUAUGAAGAAGAACGGAUACGACAGCCGAAGACAUGCCUUGAAUAGAGCAGUCAAUAGGACGGUACGAGAAGUGACGAUGAUUAAUGUUCCGGACUCGCUGCGCUACCUUCCAGAUGGAAGCAGAUUCCUGCAAGUGCAGCAAGCGGAUCUGCACAUCUAUAUGUCGCAAGAGAUCGUCAAGCGCGCUGUGGACAGAGACCUAAUCGCUUUAGUAGGAGAUGGAAAUCACCAGCUUAACCCGCGCAGCGGGACUGCAAUACCUCUCCUUUUUGCCAUUACGAGAAGCAAGCGCGAGGAUGACUAUGUGUUCAUGUUUGAUAAACUGAAGACCGCGAUUCAGGAAGCCAACGAAAGCCAGGAGGACCUGCGACUGAGAGUAAUUCUCGACUUCGAACUGGCCGCGAUUAAUGCAGCGAGAAGAGUAUUCCCGAGCUCCUCGGUGGAAGGAUGUGCUUGGCAUUCAAGCCAAGCUUGGGUCAGGAAGAGAAAUUCGCUUGGAAUUCUUCAGUUUCUCAAAGGCAAUGGGAAGUGCGGAUCCGUAGUGCGAUGGUGGCGAACAAUAAAAGGACUCCCUUUUUUGCCAACUGAGUAUUUCCCGCUGGUAACGGCGAUGCAAAACCCACCCGUGGAACGUGGACACGCGGCUUAUCGACCUUGCAAGAAAUUCCUAAAUUAUUUGCGGAAUACGUUGGACGGACCAUUUCAAAAUAUGUGGUGCAAGUACAUGGUUGGCGUGCAACGGACGACAAACAGCGCUGAAAAUUAUCACGCGAGGCUGAGGAAAAGUAUAGGAAAGAAGUACCCGCCGUUGGCGCUGCUCAUACUGGCUUUCCGUAGCUUCACGUCCGUAGCCAAGGGUACGCUUGCAAGGAUGGACAUGAGAAGGAACGAGCCGAAAACGCUUAGAAGAAAGGACCGCGUGAGGCGAGAGAAAGUGGACAGCGCUAUGGCUUCGUUCGACGGAUCCGAAAUGAUCAGCUUACUUCUUCCAUGA